AUGUCGGCCGAAGCCUCCGCGGCGCCCGGGAAGGAUGAAGCGCCGCUCGCGCUUUCGGGACCUGAGCCGGAGCUCUUCGUGCGGUGCUACCUGGCCCGCUUUGGCGCUUUGCGGGCAGGCCCCGACCUCAGCCGGGCCCCGGAGGGUGAGAGCGGCCGCCGCCGCUACAAAGAGCUCCACCUGGUGUUCGACCAGCUUAUCUCGGAGACUUGCGGUCCCGCAGCGGGGAGGGAGGCGCCUGAGCAGCCUUGCAGAGCUGGCUCCCGCUCAGCGGUGCAGCUGAGGCAGAGACUGGUGCGGGCCAAGGGAGCAGUGCCACCACUCCACAGAGGGGGUGGUGGCAGUGCCAGGGGCAGAGCCUUGCUCGGAGGAAGCCUCAAGGCGCGGAUUUGGGGCUCCCUCGUGACGCGGGCUGCAGCAGCCCAGACCUUGAUCCCACCCCGGUUGGGCGGCGGGCGGAAGGAAGAGGAAGGCGGGGGGAGACUCUCUUCCCCUUCUGGGCGGCCGGGGCCGGCGCGGGCUUCUCCUCCUCCUCCUCCUCCUCCCGGGCCGGAAACCACCCAGCCGCUUUUUGCCGCCGCCGAGGCGCUGGGCUGGCGGCGAAGUUGCUUUGGGGCGCCGGGGAAAGUUCGCCCGCUCCGGAGCAUCCCGAGAGAGAGGCGGCAUGUCGGAGGAGCCUCUGCCCGCAGCCUGCCGGGGGAGGAGGGGGAGGCGAGAGGCGGAGCGGAGGCGGCAGCCCGGAGGCGCUUGAAGGGGGAGAGCCAGCUCCGGAGUAAGCAGCGGACGCGCUUCGGAGGCGGCAGCCCGGAGGCGCUUGAAGGGGGAGAGCCAGCUCCGGAGGAAGCAGCGGACGCGCUUUGGGGAGGGGGCGGCGGAGGAGGAACUAUGGAAGAUGGUGUGAAGGAGGAGCUUCCCGAGAAACCAAAAUGUGCUUCUACUGCGGACAAAGUGGGCUGGAUCAAAAAGAACAGCGGAGGGAUCCUGGGAUUCUGGAAAGAGCGAUACAUUCUGCUUUGCAAAAGUCAGCUCUUGAUGUACGAAGAUGAGGACCAGCAGAAGUGCGUGGAAACCGUUGAGCUGGAAAACUAUGAGAAAUGCCAAGACUUGCGGGCUCUCUUGAACAGGAAGCAUCGCUUCAUUUUAAUUCGCUCUCCAGGUUACAAGGUGCAAGAUAUCAAAUUUCAGGCCUUUCGGAAGGAAGAAAAGGAGUCAUGGAUGAAAGCCCUCAAUGAAGGCAUCAACCGAGGCAAAAACCGGGUCUUUGAUGAGGUGAAGGUGGACCAAAGCCUCUCUCUGGAACACGUGACCCGAGGCAGAGCCAAAAUGGGGCAAGGGCGUCGCCCCCCAACCAGAAGCCAUCUGAAAGAGGUUGCCAACUCCGUGUCCGAUGGAAUCCUGAGACUGGACUUGGAUGUACCAGACAGUGGCCCUCUGAACACCACCUUGGUAGCAAGCGACACUAUUAACGUGUCCCCUCCCAAGGAGCCAAUCAAGCCGCCCAUGCCCCCGACUAAACCACUCACUGAGAAGCUGGAUCCAGAUCCGAUGUCCGAAGAUCUGGACGCCAAGAGCCCCCCGAUGCCUCCUGCUAAGAGUGUUAAAGAAACAGACGAACCCAGUGACAGUUUGAGCUCUGCAGAAGGUGAUGGGGGCACUCAAGCUGAAAACGCCAAAGAGACCAACGUUGGCUCAGAGGUAGAGCAUUUGGUGGAAGCCGGCGAAGAUACUCCCAAAGGUCCUGUCCCUCCCCCGAAGCUCUUAUCUGCGAUGAUGAAGGUAUCCUGGGAUGAUCCAGCUUCUGAAUUGGCAGUUGUCAAUAAUGGGAACCUGCCUGCAGCCGGCAGCAAAGAGAACCUCCGCGACGAUGCCAAGGAGGUGGCCAGACCGCCAACACCUCCCCCUAAAAUUCUAUCAAAGAAGCUGAGAGCCAGCAUGAAUUCCAAGCGGGAGAGCUCCGAGGCCGACACUUCCGAAGAUGACCAGAGACCCGAUGGCUCGAAUUCCCCAGUGAAUGGAAUGAACGGCGAAGGAGUUACAGAGCCACCUCCUGAGGAGCCGGUCUUUGAACACGGGGAAGGGGAGCUCCUCUUUCAAGAGCAGAGAGAAACGUCCUCAGCACAAGAAGUUAACAAAGAGAGCUCGAGCCUUCCUGCUAAGGGCCAGGCACUGCUGUUGGAGUCUGUGGGAAACUCUACUUCUCCUAAGACUCGGUCAUCUUCUAUGGGGGACCUGCUGACGGAACUGAGAGGGAAGCCCCACCCGGGGCAGGGUCUCCAGAAGGGAGCGGCCCCCCACGUCGCCCAGAUGGAAAAAAAGGUUGCCUACGAACGGGAGAGAACAGAACGGCUGCUGCAGCUGGUACUAAGUGAGCAGCCCCCCGCGGGCAACGGGCCGCCGACGAACAGAGAGGCACUGCUCAGUGAGGCGGUGGAACAGCUCCGGCAGGCCACGCAGGUCUUGCAAGAGAGCAAAGGCUCCGAAGAGCCGAGAAAGGAACCUGGGGAGAAGGUCAAAGGUUUGCCGAAGGACCUAGCGACUCUUUAUAGGAGAAGCGCGCCCUGAGUGGGGAAGAUGUUCUCCUUUCGGAAGGAGCUGCGUGGCUGCCACCUAAGACUGUUCAG
This is a messenger RNA of Gekko japonicus, 2621 nucleotides long. RefSeq names its product pleckstrin homology domain containing O2 (gene PLEKHO2). The coding region runs from base 1 to 2562 and encodes 853 amino acids. The record is from RefSeq and is a predicted model, not a curated record. The transcript is spliced from 8 exons. Gene Ontology annotation, biological process: macrophage apoptotic process. NCBI's taxonomy places the organism in Eukaryota, Metazoa, Chordata, Lepidosauria, Squamata, Gekkonidae.